AUGACUCCUCCUCCGAGUUCGGAAGACACGGUAACUCCGGGAAAAGUGUUGAGACUUCGCAAAGCCAUAUACGGUCUAAAACAAUCUCCAAGAGCUUGGUAUCACAAAUUGAGCUCCACAUUGAAGGCUAAUGGAUUCAAGAAGUCAGAAUCCGAUCACACCUUGUUUACUCUCCAAAAUGAUCAAGGCAUUGUAGUUGUUUUGAUCUAUGUUGAUGACUUGAUCAUCUCGGGGAGUAACAAGGAAGGUAUUAAGACUAUCAAAGCUUCUCUUCAUAAUGCUUUUGACAUUAAAGAUCUUGGUGUGUUGAAAUACUUUUUAGGUAUCGAAGUGUGUAGAUCACCAGAGGGUCUCUUUCUCUCACAAAGGAAAUACACACUCGAUCUUCUCAAGCUUACGGGAAAGCUUGGAGCCAAGGUGGUUUCAACACCAUUAGAACCAGGAUAUAAGGUCAAUCGAAAGGGGGAGAAGGAUGAUACACCAUACCAUUGCCCGGAGCAAUAUAGAAGACUUGUGGGUAAGUUAAUCUAUUUGACUUACACUCGGCCUGAUAUUUCUUUUGCCGUGAAUCAGGUAAGCCAACACAUGAAGGAGCCUACGGUCUAUCAUUGUUGUAUGGUGGAUAGGAUUAUAAAGUAUCUCAAGGGGAGCCCCGGCCAAGGCAUUUGGAUGGGAAAGAACUCUAGCACUAAGAAAGUUGGUUAUUGUGAUGCGGAUUAUGGUGGAGAUCGCAAUGAUAGGCACUCCACAAUCGCCUUUUGCACCUUCAUUGGAGGAAACUUAGUGACUUGGAAGUCAAAGAAGCAAAAGGUGGUGUCAUGUUCAAGUGCGGAAGCGGAAUAUAGAGCCAUGAAGAAGCUUACUAACGAGUUGACAUGGUUGAAGGCGCUUCUUAAGGACUUUGGGAUUGAGCAAAGGACUCCGAUCAUGUUUCAUUGUGACAAUCAAGCGGCUAUUUACAUCGCCACUAACUCAGUGUUCCAUGAGAGGACCAAGCACAUUGAGAUCGAUUGCCACAAGACACGAGAGAAGAUUGAAGACGGCACAAUCCUUCCAUGCUACACCAAGAGCUCGGACCAAUUGGCCGACAUCUUCACCAAGGCAGCAAGUCCCCAAGUUUGCGAGUUUAUCCAUGGCAAACUUGGGCUUGUAGACCUCACACAUCCUUGA
Molecule: messenger RNA, 1170 nt
Organism: Camelina sativa (false flax)
Lineage: Eukaryota; Viridiplantae; Streptophyta; Magnoliopsida; Brassicales; Brassicaceae
Source: RefSeq, a predicted model, not a curated record